AUGGGUUUCCUACAGCGUGUCAAGCGCCAGCAGACUCUCGACUCUCCUCAAUCUGACGAAACCACCCAUCAAGUAAACCCAGAUCCCAAAUCUGGCCGAGAUAUCGAAUCCACCAUCCAUACCGAGACCAUACCAACCACUUCCUCAUCGAAAUGGAUCCUCUCCCGGUCCGGCGACGGCGACACCGCCAUGGCCCUCUUCGCCUCCCCAGCCGACACUCACGAGCCCUACACCGCGGAGGAAGAAAAGAAACUUGUCCGCAAGAUCGACUGCAUGAUCCUGCCUUAUCUAGCGGUCUGCUACGCUUUCUUCUACAUCGACAAAACGACACUGUCGUACGCUGCUAUCUUCGGCAUUAGAGAGGACCUGGAUCUGCAUGGGGAUCGGUAUAAUUGGCUGAGCAGUAUAUUCUACUUUGGAUUUCUGGUGUGGGCGUUCCCGACCAAUUUCUUGAUGCAGAGAUUGCCGGUUGGAAAGUAUCUGGGUGCGAAUAUCUUCUUGUGGGGGGUAUUUUUAAUGCUGCAAGCUGCUGCCAAGAACUUCACGCAACUUGCGGUGCUGAGAGCGAUCAGUGGAGCGGCUGAGGCUUGUUCGGAUCCUUCGUUUAUGCUAAUUACGAGCAUGUGGUACACUCGCAAACAGCAACCCGUCCGUAUAGGAUUGUGGUACACAGCGAAUGGUUUUGGCAUCGCUUUGGGCGGCCUGUUGGGCUAUGCAAUCGGACACAUCAAAGGGGCUCUACCGUCAUGGAAGUAUGAGUUUUUGAUCAUAGGAGCGCUAUGCUCCGCCUGGGGCAUCGUCAUGUUCAUCUUCCUGCCCGACUCACCCGUGAACGCUCCUCUCCUCACGCCUCGUCAACGUCGCAUCGCCGUCGAGCGUCUUCGCUCCAACCAAACGGGCGUCGAAAACAAGCACCUCAAAGGCUACCAAGUCGUCGAAGCCCUCAAGGACCCCAAGACCUGGUUCUUCUUCGUCCUCGGCGCAAUCCACAACACGCCCAACGGCGGCAUCUCCAACUUCGGCACCAUCAUCAUCAAAGGCUUCGGCUACUCCACCCUCGUCACCACCCUCCUCCAAGUCCCCUACGGCAUCCUCAUCGCACUCUUCAUCCUCUCCUGCGUGUAUUUGAACAACCACUUCUCCUCCCAGCAGCGCCAGACCCGCUGCUGGUUUAUCCUACUCUACACCCUGCCCAACAUCGCCGGCACCUUCGGCCUGCGCUACAUCCCGCAGCAACACCACAUCGCCCGCCUUUGGUGCUACUACCUCACAGGCGCCUACAAUGCGUCUUUCGUGCUCGUGCUCAGUCUCGCCGUCGGCAACACCGCAGGCCACACCAAAAAGGUCGUUACCAAUGCGUUCCUCUUCCUGGGGUACUGCGUGGGCAACAUUGCGGGCCCGUUCUUCUACAAGGCGAGUCAGAGCCCGACGUACGAGCUGGGGAUCUGGAGCAUGAUUUUCUGCCACCUGGCGGAGUUUGCGAUUGUGCUGGCUUUUAGGUGUUAUUUGAAGUGGGAGAAUGGGAAGAGGGAGAGGGUGUUUGGGGCGCAGGGGGAUGUGGAUGCGACGGCGUUUGGGGACUUGACGGAUUGGGAGAACACGAAUUUUAGGUAUGUGUACUAG
Messenger RNA from Paraphaeosphaeria sporulosa, 1623 nucleotides. Its product is annotated as putative MFS allantoate transporter. Lineage: Eukaryota; Fungi; Ascomycota; Dothideomycetes; Pleosporales; Didymosphaeriaceae. Gene Ontology annotation, molecular function: transmembrane transporter activity. The record is from RefSeq and is a predicted model, not a curated record. The transcript has 4 exons. Gene Ontology annotation, biological process: transmembrane transport. Gene Ontology annotation, cellular component: membrane. Bases 1 to 1623 code for a protein of 540 amino acids.